Cinara cedri is the source of this 16728-nucleotide messenger RNA. The record is from the annotation of a GenBank genome assembly. NCBI's taxonomy places the organism in Eukaryota, Metazoa, Arthropoda, Insecta, Hemiptera, Aphididae.
AUGAUGAGUAUUUACAAAAAAGUGGAUUUUUAUGAUCUGUGCCGACUAUGCAUGUGUGUAGGCGGUAAGAAAUUUGAUCUGUUCAAAAGCCCUCAAAGUUCCGAGAGACAGUUACCGUCAAAGUUGAAAAAAUGUAUACCCCUACAGGUAAGUGAUAACGAUAUAAAAUGUUUGUAUGGUUACCACCGGAUAUACGGUAUGUUAAAAUCGCAGGUUUUUUUUCUUGUGCACAAUUCUAAUCAAUGCAAUUUUAUUGCUUGGCAAAUUCUUAAAAAUGUUAAGAAUAAAUACCGAAUUGUAAACUAAGGAGUUUUUGGGUUCAAAAAAAAAAAAAAAUGUCAAAAUAUCGAAAAACCACCCUUAUUUUUUCUAUUCCACUCCUUUACCCGAUUCACGUUUACAGUCAAAAUAUCUAUUUUCCAAUUCCCCUCAAUAAUAUGUGAAAUUUCCUACAUUUUUACGUAUGUCUUAUGGCAAUAUGAUUUCAUUAUCAAUACAGCGGCGUCAAAAUAUCAAAAAACAAUAAAUAGGGUUUUAUUAGUUAAAAUUUCGAUUUUUGAAUUUUCUGACCACUUUUCGUAAUAUUGUAUUGUUCUGCAACUGUAAGAUCAUUGUUUAUAUUUUAUGUUAUAGUUUGUAUCAAAGAGACCUAUUAUACUUAGUUCAUUACAUUAUCUAUUAUACAUCUGUAUUUUAAUUUAAUAUUCUACAUUAUUUUAUGUAAUGUGAAAGGAAACAUCGCAUCGCAUAUUAUUGUGGGUAAUUGAAAAUAAAUAUUCUGACUGCAUAAUGCGAAUGAGAUUCAGAAGGCGAAGAGAAAAUAUAGGAAUGGUUUUUCGAUAUUUUGAUAUUUUUUUUUUUCCAAAAUAUAUAAAGCACUUUAUCAAACCAAUUGUCUAUAAUGUUUUCAUAGGUGUAAAUUUGAUACUUUAAAAACGUGAUUUAUAUGUUGGUACGCAUAGAAAUAUUUUUAAUUAGAUAAAUUUAAUAUAAUAUAACAUCAUGAGUAAAUUAUGUAUGGCCCAUGGGUUCAGCUUUCAUUUUUAUACUUAUGGCGUUUUCUUUGCGUUUCACAUAUUAUAUUAUAAAAAUUAAUGUUAAUAAUAUUAGUAGUUUAUGCGAUCAGGGUCUAUGGAUUACUUGUUUAAUCAAUUUAAUAAAAUACUUUUAUUUGUUUACAUAAUAUCUAAAUGUUACAUAUAUAUAUUAUAAUAUAUUUGUAUUAAUUAUUAUUGUUAUUAUUUCGUCUACGAAACGAUAUUAUAGGUGCUUAGUGAUUGGUGUUAUAUGAAUAUAAUAUAUAUUAUGUAAAUAACUUCAAUACUUGCUGCUAAACAAAUUAUUAUUAUUGGGAUGAUACUUUUAAGGAUUAUUUUAUAAACACUAAUUUCUUAAUAUUUAUUUUUUAUUCAUAAUUCAUUCAAUUGAUUAUUUAUAUUACAAAUAAUUAACCUAAAUUAAAAUAAUUAACUAAUAUACCUAUUUAUAUUUUGGUACUUAAUACUAGAUAAUAGACACUGCAUACAUAUUACAUAGAUAACAUAUUAUAUAGAUACAAAUUAUCUAUAUAAAUUAAUUAUUUACAGAAUAAUUUAUUAUUUAUUGGGAUGAUAAUACUUUUAGAAUUUUUACAAUUAUUAAUUACGCUUACAGGCUUAAAUUGGCUAGUUAACAAAAUAUGACUGAGCGUAAAAGUAUUUGAUUGGCUAUUGAUAUUUUUUUGUUGUGAUUAUUUGUACUUUCUAGUCAAAAAUAACAAUGUAAAUGAUUAUGAUCAAUCAAAUGAAAAUAUUGAAAAAUAUAUGAAAAAUUCAAAUUCAUAGAUUAUCUUAAUAACUAUUACAAAAGUAUUUCUUAGAUGUUCAUUAUUUAUUAAAGUACUUACCUACCUACCUUUGGCAUUAAGAUGUAUCUAUUCAUUAAUUUUACGGAUUUGGAUACUUAAUACUAAUAUAUAAAGUAUAAGGAUACUGUGACCUUUAUACUUAAUGCCAUAAUUCAUUAGUUCUUCUUUUUCUUCUACACACAAUUUUAUUCUUUUGAUUUAUUAUUAUAUUUGAUUAUACAUUUCGAAAAUAAAAUAAGUACUAUGCAUGAACAAAAAUUAUUAUCACAGAACAAUAAUAUUAUUAAUUAAAACAGUUGAGUUGUUGGGUACUGAAAUGGACAUAGACCAAGUAUUGUAAUACUCACUUUAUGAUAAUGGACCAUUAAUGCGUUAGCCCCUAUCAUCUUGAUAACCAGAGUGUUAAUGAACCUAUAACCGAUGAUUGUAAUACUGUCCCUUAAUAACAUAUAUAUAUAUAUAUACAUUUUUUUUUUAGAUUAAAGAAAAAGAUACAUUACCGAAAGGAAUUUGUGAAAGCUGUGUUGCAAAAGUAGAAGAAUUUUAUAAUUUUUUAGACCAAUGUGUGAAUACAGAAUCUACACUAAAAAGCUAUUGUGCAACUCUUAGUUUUUCUGAUCGAUUGAAAUGCCAAGGAAAGGUAAGUUUUACUUAUUUAUAAGUAUAUUUUAUAAGUAAAAACUAUAUUUUGGUAAAAUGUGUGUUUCUGCAAAUUAAGCUACAUGUUCAAAAUUCGUCCUGCUAAUCUUACUAAUUAUAAUAUGCGCUUAAUACCAAUUUUAAAUCAUUAUUUUGUGUAAACAUACGUAUAUUUUCAUUUCUAAAUAAGUAUCAAAAUAGCCCCCUUUAACUAUAAAGAACAUCAAAUUGUUUUCACCAGAAUUUGUGUAAAUUUUAAAGUAAAACUAUUUUAUUUCCAGGUUUAUGUACGAGAGCUUGUACAAAAUAAUUUGAGUGACAAUUCUGAAAGUCAGGAGAACAAUGAUACCUCUGAUCAUUCAUCAACUAUGGGUACAAUGCAAAGUCUAUCCAAUCUUGUUCAGUCUGGUUCUAUACAGAUAGUUAAUGAUAUAAAUAGCCGUUAUCAAGACUUUAGUAAAUAUGAAGUACAGGUUAGUUAGCUAUUAUUAAUUUUAAUAGAAUGUAUUUUUAGUGGUGGAUCACCCUUGUUCGCUUUUAGAUUGAUUUUUAUCAUAAAUAUUUGUCUUAUAUGAAUUUUGAAAAUUGUACUACUAUCUCACCUUUCCAUUGUUUGAUUCUGGAUUCUUCCCUGGUAUUAUUUUGGUUGAUUUAUUACACAAUUAGCAUAUAUUAAAUUGUAUUAGUACAAUCCUUUUUUUUUUUUAUUUAAUAAAAUAAUAGUUGAGCACAAUUUGCACAUUUUGAUACUUUUAUUUUUAAAAUAUGCUAGUUAAACUACUUAUUUUGUAUUUAUUUUUUUUCUUACAAUAGUCAGCUAUAACAAGUUCAACUAAUGGAGUUGAAUCAAUGAAAUACAACUACACAAUGGCUAAUUCAAAUCAGUCUACUCUAACAGAUUCAUCCAAUGAAGAAAAUGAUGCUAGUGAAAACGUUCAAACAAUUUAUUCUGUACCGGUAAGUUGAGAUUUUACCACUGAAUUAGGUCUAAAAUUUGUUUUUUACCAUUGCAUAUGUCAGUGGUUUUAAACCAGUGUACUGCGUGCGUUGUUGAAGUAUGUCACAUUAAAUCAAUUCAUAAUAGUUUUAUGGGUUUGUAUUUACUGGCAUAGGCGUCAAUUGAAGUAAAAUCAUCUUGAAUAAUAUUUUUAAUUCAAUUAUAGUCUAAUAAAGUGUCCCACACUUCAUAAAUUGGUCGACCAUCAGUCAGGUCUUAUUUAAUUGUUCAUUAGAAUUAAGUAGACAAAUAUUAAAUAAGUUUAGAAUUAUAAGUAAUCCGUUGAUUGAUAUAAAUAUGUACUUAUAUACUUUCAAAUUAGCCAAUAGUAUAAUUAUUACAUUUGUGUGAUCAUAUGAAAAAAAGCAAGAAAAUUAUACUUUAUUUUUAAAAUUACUCUUACCGUAGCGUAGUUAUUAAUCUGUAACCCCAAUAAAAAUGGUAGGUUAGGAGUUGAUACCCCUAGUUACACCAUAAUGGCGCCUAUGUUUAGGUAUAAUUAUUAUUAUUGACAGUCGGUGACAACUGACAAAUAAUAAACAUAAAGAUAAGAUUUUAGUUUCAUUAUAUAAACAUUAUAAUGUAUACAAUAUAUAUUUAUGCUAACACAUCUUUUCAUCAUUGUAUUAAUUUAUUUCACAACUAACCCUGUAGUAGUAUUGAGUAGACUGUAAACUGUAAGUUCUCAUAUUUAUAUUAUUAUAUGGAUUAAUGUGCCGUGAAAAUUAUUUAGGAGUUAAAGUAUGGCACAUUGUUAAAAGGGUUGAAAGCCAGUACUCUAUGUGAUAAAUUUAGUAAGCUAAUAAUAGUAAUUUGUCUGUUACAUUUAUAUUUUAUAUUAAACAUUUAAAAUGCUUAGUUUUAGAAUAUAACUAAUUUAGUUUAAAAUUUUGAAUUCCACUUGAAAUUAAUGUUUCAUAAUCACAAUAACUAAAAUGAUAAUCAGAAUUAGGAUAUUAAUAGACUUUUUUAGGAAGUACUGUACAGUCAAUGUGUCAAAUCAAAAUGUACAAUCUAAAACCUUACUACUAAUUUCUUUUAUACUACACUGAUUUUAAAUGUACACAUUUUAUUUCUAGUUUCUACAAAUUUCAUUUUUUCAAUGUUUUACAAACUUUUAUACUUUGCAAUAACUAUUAACGACAAAUAUUUAAAUGUUGCUACGUAGUUAUGUUUACAUUAACAUCUGAUUAUAAUUUAGGCAAAAUUUAAUACAAUGUUAUAUUUUUAGGAUAUUCCUAGUCCUGAUAAAGAUGAUUCAGAAAUGAAUAUGCAUUCCUUAACAUAUGUAACUCCUUUAACUGUUGAACCAGAAAUGCUUCAUUUUCAAUUUGAUAAAUCUGAGUGAGUUAUUUUCCAAAAAAAAAUUUGAAUUUAUUUAAAAUAUAUUUGUUUAACUUAUUGUUUUUUUAUUAAAUGUAAUAUUUGUUUAGAAGUAAUGAUCAAGAUUCGGAUUUAGAUAAUAGUAAAUCUGAAGUGGCUGACGAGAUAAAAUCAUAUAUGAACGGGUUUUUAUCAACACAUAGUGCUCUUGUAUCAUGCACUGCAUGUGGAAAAGUUUUAGAAAGUGAGAAAGAAUAUAUGAUGCAUAGUCAAACAUGUGGAGCUAUAAGUCAUCGGAAUAUUCAUAAUGUACCAACCAAAAAUUCAAGGGAUAUGAUGCCACCACGGUUUCCGUGUGACUCAUGUGAUAAAAAAUUUAAAAGAAAAGAACAUUUAAUUCAACAUAGGAAACUUCAUACUGGUAAAUAUGUUGUAAUAUAUAGAUAUUUUAUAUUAACUAUAAUGAGAUUUGUAAUUGUCUUAUUGAAUAUAGAAUUCAAAAUUUAAUGUGAAUAAUUUUAUAUGUUAUAAUAGCUUAGUAAAAUUAACUACUUGACUUAAUAUAGCAUCUUCAAAAUUUCCAUAAUUAUUAUAAUAGUUAAGUUGCAAAAUUUAUUUAAAAAUUACUCAAGUUCAUUACAGUAUAAGUGUUAUUUUAUUCAAUGUCUUUUUAGUUCACUGCUUAUGGUCUUCAUGUUGCAAUCUGGGAAGUGCAGUUUUUGAAUUUUUAAAUUAUUUAUCUUCUAUAGUUGCAACAUUUUAUGGGGAUGUAAAAAAAGUUAGUUUCAUAUUAUUUACAAAUUACUUUUACUUCUAUCAUGGGGUAAUAAUAAAAAUGUAAGAUCUAGAUAUCUAACUAACAUAUCAUUUUUUAGAAACUUAUAAUUAGGGUUAGGAUGUAUAUGCACUUAAAAUUCAUAAAAAGACCCUAAAAACAUCAAAAAAAGGCCCUGAAAGAUAACUUAUAAAAUAUUUAAAAGAGCAAUAAUGGUAGGGGUUUGAAAGUUUCUCUCUGUAAUGAUUCUAACAUGUUAUAAAUCAUUUUUUAACUACAAAAAUGAUUAUUUCAAAGUAAUUUUAGAUUCUGAGUGGAGCGAGGAAUGUCCUGGUUUUACAAUGAUGUUAAAUUUUUUAUUCAUUUUUUUUUAUGUGAACACUUUCUACCAGAAAGCAUACUCCGAUUAUUAAGCACCUAAAAACAUUAAAAGCACCUUUUCUAAAAGGAAAUGUUCUCUGGUUAGUACUUUAGAGAAGUCAUUUUUUGAAAUACUCAUUAUUAUUCAAGAUAAUUAGGAAAACCUCGGUCUUUAGGUUAAAAAAAAUUAAAAGAUUAAAAGCAAGGUUGUCAAUUGGCAACUGUUUUUUUUUUUUGUUAUUAAGUUUUUAUUUUUUUAAUUUUUUGUUUUAAAUCAUUGUUGUCAUAGAAAUUCACAGGGGAAAUGCAAACGGGAAAAUAUACUAAAUGUAGGUACUAGUUAAAAUAUAUUAUGGCCCUUUUUUUUUUUUUUGGGCACAACUUUUUUACCAGCAAUUUUGCUCCAACUUUUAAUAAUAGCAAUGUUUCUAAAAAGAAAUUUCAAUUGAGAAGUACUUUAGAGAGGUAAUUUUUCAAUUUUCUCAUCAAAUUUGAAAAACCGGGAAAACUGGAAAAAUUGGUACAUUAAACAAAUUUUACUAAAGAAAAUAUAUAAAGCCUAUUUAAUUAUUUUACUAUACAAUGAUAUAUAUAUUGUUGACUAAGCAUCACUAUCAACUGAACUCUGCUCAGAAUCGUUGUUCAUAAGCAAUGGUUUAUCGUUGCUUACAGAUAUACAUACAAUUUCCAUCUAUAUCCUACCUUCACAAAUUCCCACCUACACCAGUGGCUGCGCCUGUCCCCAUUAUUUUUCUAUGGUUUCUUGCAUUUGAUUUUUAGGGGAGCGACCAUACAGCUGUGAGACCUGCUUAAAAUCAUUUAGUCGUAAAGAGCAUCUUAUGAGACACAUGUUGAGUCAUACAGGUCAACGAUUAUAUGGUUGUGAUUUAUGUCAUAAACAUUUUAGUCGCAAAGAUAAUCUUCAUAAACAUCGAACUACACAUGGAGUGACUGGACCUCUUGUCUGUAAAAUUUGUGGUUAGUCUUUUAUUAUUCAUGUUUCUAAAAUUUAAUAAAACAUUAAUGUUAACAAUUUUUAUUAUAUUAGGAAAAUCAUUUAUAGUAAAACACUACUAUGAUAUGCAUAUAGCAACACAUAAUGAAAUUGAGGAUAGCCAGUUGCUAUACAUAUGUGAUAUUUGUAAAAAACAGUUUGAUACAAAUGAAUUUUUACUCGCUCAUCGCUUCAUGCAACAUACAAAAAGUUGUAAAAAUGAAAUAUUAUCUGAGUCUGGAAGUAUUAAUGAAGAAUUACAAAAUGAAGUAAGUAGAAUUAAUUAAAAGUUUCUUAAUUAAGUACUUUUCACAUUUUAUAACAGUAUUUCUAAUUUAUGCAACUAAUUCACUGUUUUAUAUUAAAUUGAAUUAAUACAAUUUGUAUUUUAUUAUUUUAACUACUAUAAUAUUGUUAUUGUAACCCAAAAUUUUUAUUAUAAAUGUAUGUAAUUAUAGGUUGACAAUCAACAAGAUCAAAAAUCAUUUUCCAAUGUGCCAAAUACAUAUCAAGUAUCUUACGAAGGUAAUAAUUUGUAAGUAAUCAUACACACAUCAAAGCUGUGGACUAACUAAUUAAAACGUUAGAAUUAAGGUUAAAAAGUUACUCUUGUGAAUAAUUUUAAAAUUAAUCAGUUAGUUAUUAUACAUAUUUAACAUUUGUUUCAUUUUUACGAAAAAGAAAAUUCUAUAUUCUAAAUAUUUAAACAAUAUUGAUGUUUUAGUAAAAUACUUUUGUAUUUUAAUUAAUAUUAUCUAAUAAGCAGAGCUCAAAGUUAGUACUAAUAGAAAUUAAUUUUUAAUACGGCAGCUCAAAAAUGCAACAAAUCCUAUAAUUUUAGUACAAUGCAACUGACACGGUUUUAUUAUAAUUAAUUUAUUGGAAACAAAUGGAAUUUUACUAUGUGAUUAGCGAUAACGACUAAAUACAGUCAUCUUUUGUGAAUUCGUUUAGACAUAUUAUUUUAAAAUGAAAAUAGUUUGUUUAAUUUGCAUAUUCAUAUGCAGCUGUUGGGUACAAAUUUUUUUUUUAAAUAUCACUUUAUUAAAAAAAAUUUGAUUUUCUUUUAGCAAUAUAUUUUUUGUUUUCUUUAUCAAUUUAAUAUUUUUUCAUUCUAUUGAAAUAGUGCCUAUAAAUAGCACUUAAUAUUCUAAAUAAGCUAUAUAGCUCUAUAAGUCCUAAAUAUACAAUACGAUAGUAAAGCAAAUUUUAUAUAUAACACCAGUAAAGUAUAAAACGAUUUAUUACUCAUCGUGAAUGAUCUAGAUUUUACCAAAAAAAAAAUAUGGAAAUGGUAAUUUUUCAAGCCUACAAGUAAUAGUUAUGAAAAAAAAAAUUAUUUAGAAAAAAUCAGAUUAUGCAACCUAAUUUAUAAAUAAAGUUUAAUUUUUGAAUGAAGUGGUUUUUGUUUUAUGUCAAAAAAAAAACACUUCUAAUUUUGUUUUAAUUUUGGUUUUUAUUUUCAUCAAGUAACUUUUAACUUGAAUAAUUAUGAUGUUAAUUUAAAACCUGUAUAAAUGUAUUGGUUUUUUUAUAACGACUAACUUAACUUUUAUAAGUCGGAAUAUUUGGGUAAUUAGUCUAUCUUUGCAUACUAUACAAGACAUUGUCUAAAGCCCAAAAUGUUUAGGUUUUCAGGGUGAUUAUUAUGGGUUCCUACAAACAUUAGUUUAAGAUAUUAAUAAUUUUGUUUUGUAUGUUAAAUGUAAAUUACUAAAACCAAACACCAAAUUUUAUGACUUGAAAAUUUAACUUAUAUUUAAAAUAAAAUUAUUUUUUUAUUUUUUUUUUGUAAUUGGUGCUUUUGCCAAUAAUAUAUAUAAUUAUGAUUGUAUAACGAAUCAAAAUGUAUAAAUUGACAUAUUUAUGUAUUCUAUUAUUAUACGAAUUAUCACAUUAUUAUUAUUAAGUUAAGUGCCUUAAGCAAAUAACAUUACAAAGAAUGAUAUUAUCGACAUAAAUCGAGGACAGGUCCUCAAAACAUAUAUUACAAUGUAGAUGGUUGAAUGUUCCACACUUUUAUUACUUUUGCAGUUUUGUUUAUUAUUGUGUUAAAAUCCUAUUGUUUUUUUAUGUUAAUGAUGAUUAUUAUGAUGAGAUAUUUAACCAAUAAUAUUAUUUUUAUAAUGAAAACAUGUACAAAAUAAACCAAAAAAAAAGAAAAGAAAAGAAAACUAGGUGAAAAGUUAUUUUAAAUUCAUUAACAGACUGAUUUAUAUACUAAGAUAAACUUAGACAAUUGAAUUGCUCAUUAGAAUGUAAUAAAUGUUUUUAACACUAUUAUGUAUUAACUUUUGUGUUUUUUGAGUAUAGAAAAUUAAUGUUUGCUAUUGUAUAAUUUUUGAAAAAAUGAAAAAUGUUUAAUUUAUAUUUUAAGUCUUUAAAAAAAAAAAUUAUUAAUUUUUAAACUAGUAGAAUAUAUUUUUUUAUUAUUCAGUUUGCCAUUCCAGAACUUAAUUUAGAUUUAGUAAAAUUUGCGUUUUGAUUUGUAUAUUUUUUUUUUCAUUUUUGGCCAUUGAAAACUUGUAUUUCAUUGUAAUAAAUUAUUUUUGAAUAAAUUAUGUAAACAAGUAUUUUUAAUAAUUAAUUUUCGUAACAAUUUAGGUUCAGAUAUAUGAAAAAUCUGGUGUUCAAGUACUUUAUAUAGAACCAUAAAACAUGAUUAAAAGUAUAUGACUAUUGCUCUGAAACUAAGUAAUUUCAAUGAAAAAAAAAGUUUACUGAGUAGAUAAUUACAAAGCUAAAAAUAGUUUACACCUAUGAAAGCAGAGCUAAAAGUAACAAACCUUAUGACUUAUGAGAGUUCUGUUCUCAGCAAAGUAUUUUUCUAUUUUUUCAUAGCUUUUUUAUAUUGAAAAUAAUAAUUAUAUUUAAAUAUUGUUACCUCCAGGGUUUGUAUUCAGUAUAACAAUGAUUCAUUGAUAACUUUUCUUCAAGCGCAUUUUAGUAUUUCACAACAAUAAUAAUGUUGUCGAAAUUGCAAUAAACUAAUUGAAAAAUAAAAAUGUUUUGGUAGUUCAUUUUUUUAAACUUUUUAGAUACGCUGCUAAAUAAAAAAUAUAAUUUCAAUAAAACUUUGGCGCAUUAUUAUAUUUGUUUUUUUUUAAAAAAACUUCUUAAUGAUUUACAGGUAUACAUAUAAUUAUUUGACUGAUUUUUCGAAGAUUAAGAAUCCAGACUUGUUGUUUAAUAAUAAUAUUAUAUAGGUAAUAAUAUAGUUAUAUUGAUAUGUUUUCACUACUUACCGUUUCUGUAGCCCAUGGUUACUCACGUAUCUAUUAUAUUUACAAUCAAGACUUUCAACGGCAACACCACUCGGACAUGUUUAUUUAUAAAUUAUUAUUACCGCCCACACCACCUGUAGUAUGUACAAAGCUCUAGGACCGAGUUGACGUGCGUCGCGAGUGAUUUCUGUUUAUUCACAUGUAAUAUUUUAUUUUUCUCGUGCGUUGUAUAUUAUUACAGUUUUUUCAUUAUUCUUUUUCCUUCCCUUGUAGAGUUUUCUUUUUCAACGACAUUAUUUUGGAAAUAUUCGAAAAUUGGACCGUUCGACGCCAUCGCAAGGUACCUAUUUUUCGUUUUUUUCGCUAUCAAUUUUCUAAAGAUUCUUAUUUGCGAUCCGUUUUAUUCGCUUCGUAUUGCUGGUAUCAGUAAUAUCGGCUUUUCCAAUACCAACGAAAAAAAUGCAUAGUUUUCCUGAACCGUGAAUUUAACGUUCAUUCGUUUUUGUGAUUUUGACCAUGGUAGUAUUUGGAAUCGUAAUUCGUAUGUAUUGGGAAACAUUCGAAAUCGAAAUGUGAAAUUAAACCGUGCCUACUAUUCGUGUAGGUAUUUCAAACGUGAACAAAACUACUAAUAUUAUGUUAAUACUGCACUAAUAUUCUUUUUUUCAGGUAGGUAUUAAUCCGGAAUAAAUAUAUCACUAGUGAUGGCAUAGAUAUGUGCGAUUUUCUUACGAGGAGAUUAAUGAGGUUAGCAUUUUUCAAUCGAAUAAAUAUAAAUGCACAGAGACAAUAAUUGCAUACCCCACCCUCCCCACUCUCAUUGCAGUAUUUCGCCUUUAGUUAUUACUUGCAUAGGUACCUUUAUUAUUCAGGGUAAAGAAUGGUCCAAACUCUGAAAAUUUUGAAUUUUGAAUUUUUCUUAUGGUAGUAACUUAAAUCGCACUGUAUAGACGGGCAUGAAAUGCCGUAACCUUCACCCAAAAAUGUAUUUUAUUUAGAUCAAAAUAUUUGUUAAAUUUGAUUACUUAUAUUUUUCUAUUUGAAAAUGAGGUUACUUACUAUUUUUUUAAUAUCUAUUUCAAUAAUAUGGAAGGUUUUUCUGAAAACAGUAAAAUAUGAAAACGUCUGUGUAGGUACUUACCUUAUAUAUUGCAUGGUUCACAGUUCACAGACAAUUCAGACAUCUUUGUUUUUGAAGAAAGUUAACCUGAAUAUUUAGUAUUUAGCAGUUUUAGAACAACUGUCUCGUUUUAUUGGAAUAUCGAGUUCCGCAAACUAUAAAUCAUACAAUAUUAUUAUAAAUAAUUUUAGGAUACAAAAUUUUAGCAGUAAAUUUCGAUUAUUAUGAUUUCUGUCGUAGUUAGAGUAAAUUAACUCGCGAUUGCAAAUAUUACGAACACCUAUGUUAUAAACACUCCAUUGUAUUAAAAAAAUAAAAUAAUAAUCCUUUAGUUGAUGUCCAUAUCUUUUAAAACCUAACCCAAUUACUUUUUAUAUAGAAUAUCAUAUCCAACGCAAAAUCAGUCUAUUCAGUUACAGAAGGGGGACGUGGAAAAAUCGCUACUUGGUUGGUAUAGCUUUAUAUUUGACGUCACGUCUAGUUGUCGAUCGGUAUGAUCAAACUAUAGGUACUUAGCCGAUAAGGUUACAACCCAAAUAGCGCUAGAAUCCAGUGGUGGGUUUGAUUCAUCUUUUAAAGGAGGGGGGCAAUAUCCUUUUGGUCCAAAAAUUAAACUUUUAACUAACAUAACCAGACGUCAGUCAAUGUGACCACUGACCGCUUAAUGUGAUAGCACUACUAUCUACAGAGACUGUGAUUAUAAUUUAUUAACACUGUACUUCUAUUCAGAUUUCUGAAAGAAAUUAUUAUUUAUAGGUAGUUUGAUGUCUAGGGAGACCAUAGCCCCCAUGUCGCGCCUGAUAGGAUCUCCAUAGGAUAUAGUGUUGAUCGUACAAUAGGAUAAAGAUCAACUUUCAGUUAACUUUUGUGUACACUCAAUAUGAACAUCAAAAUGUCCACAUUUUUAUCUAUUUAAGAAUUUAGAAUGCUCUCCAGUCUCCAAUGAUAUCGUUGGAAUAUCAGACUUGGAUAUCUCGAGGACAUUUAGCAAAAUGUUCUUAGUGCAGCCAGAUGUCCACUGAACGUUUUUGAUUAUUGUACCUUUUGGAUAUUCUAAGAAAAUAUAAUAAUAAAACAUAAAACACGUUUAAAAAAACACUACCUUUGGAAAAAAGUAUCGACGGACGAUAUGUAAUUAUUUUGUACAAUAGGCAUCACGUGAAAAUAGUACUCGUAAUCGAUAAUUCUUAUAUCUACAGAAUGUCUAUUAUAACGCAACAGUAUUAUAGGUAGGUACCUAGUUUUUUAAUUUUCACUCAUCAUUUCGAUUUUCAGCAAUUAUAUUUUUGAACGAUUCCUUUGUUGCACACUUCCAAGUUGUAGUAUACUUACUCGUAUCGGAUAGGUAGGUAUUUGCUAUUACGCUUUUAAUAUAAUAUAUCUAAUUCAUUUAAUUUAUUUCACCUAUAUAAAAUACAUACACCGUGAAACAAUAUAAUAGGUGUAUAUAUAUGUAAAAUUGACGUUCGGAAACUUCAUGGUGUGUGGAAGUGAUGGCGAACGAUUUUUUUUUUUUUUUUUAAGUACGAAGGGUAGGGCAAAACUGCAGAGGGUAAGUGUGUAUGUAUAUAUAGGACUUGGCAUAUAAUAAUAGUGUAAAUUCGUAAAAGUAUGUACAUAGGUAUGUCGUAUGUGUGUGUACUGAUUGUGUUUGACAUAUUAUUGUGUAUAACAACGGGCCAAAUGUGUCUAUAUAUAUAUAUAUAUAUAUAUUACGAUAAUGUAUACGAUUUUAUUGAUUUCAGCCAAUCGAAUAACGUUUGCGAAACCCUCCCAGCUGUUGUCGCCGUAACCUUUAAAAACCGCGAAAAACCCGUUUUGACGUCCAGACGCCGUUCUCGUCUUUGCUGAUGGCUUUUUUCCCCAAGUUGAGCUCCAAACGAAACUCGCGACUUUCGGCAUCCGUUUUGUUGAGUUCGAUACACUAUUACUAUUGUUGGCUACCCACUAUACUGGCACUACUAUAAUUAUAUUGGUUAUUUUAGGAGAAAUAUGCGAGGCGUGCGGGUUAGACGACGGAUAUCGGGAGAAAUAGUCAGUGUGAGCAUAAGAAUGUAGAUAUAACUAACCUUUGAAUUUGCGUGGAAUGUAAAGGCAAAAUAACUUUUUGUCGAUUUUGCGAUAUUGCAGCCCGAAAGUCGAAAGUAAUAAUAAUAAUAGUAACUACCAGUAGCAUACCCAGGAAUUUUCAAUAGUAGAGGACUAUAAUAAAUAAUAAUCACAACUCAUAAAUAAAUCGAAAAAUCUAUUCUUCUGUUAUAGGUAUUAAACUUGAAAAUGAGAGUAUUUAAAAAAACCGGAUCCAAGAGAGCAAAUUUAUGUUCAAUAAAUCGCACGUUUUUCCUUGUAAUUUGGGUUAAAUACCUACCUAUAUAAUUUCAAGAUAAAAUUAUACCUACUAAAUAAAUGCUCAUAAUAUAGUUGUUAUAUUUUUAAGCCAGUGGAUGGGGAGGUAUAUAACCCCUUAACCUCUGCUCGCAUGGACCAGUGUCGGCCUGGCAUAUCACGGGCCCCUAAAGCAAUUUGUUUUAAGCGGCCCUAUAGAUGAAAAUCAAUGCAAUAUUCGGUUAAAAGUCGAAUUUAUUGGUCGAUCAUAUUUCUAAAAAAUAACAAUGGAUUUCGCAGAGACAUAUAUAUAUAUAUAAUAUGUUGUAUUGACAAAAGUGAUUUUCAGCGACAUUACAGUUUUCAGCAAUUGGUGUGUAAAUUUACUCGCUCACGCGGUUAUUAUAAUAAAUUAAUAAUGUGAUAUUUGAGUGCAGUCUGCUGUAGUCUACUAAAAUCUAAACAAUACUAUAUCAGUUUAUUUAAUCUCUGCAUAAAAAACAGUCAGUAGUUAAAUGAAAAUAUUUUAUAAAUUUUGGACUUCGAUGGGGGGUCCCUUACAGGCUGCAGACACAAAUACUUCUGGGGGCCCGGGCCGCGUUCGCGGUCUAGUGGUCAUGGCCAGACCGACUCGGCCCCAUGCACACGCCACUGAUGUCUACCAAUAUUAGGCGUGUUUCUUCACUGCAUAAUAUUUUCAAACAGUUAAGUCUUACGGUUAUAUAUUCCAGUUAGUAGACAGUUACUAAAUCAUCGAAACAUACAUUUGUAAAUUUGGUUACUGAAAUAAUUGAUAACACUAUCACAAUCGAGAAAUAAAAAAUAUAAUUGAAAAACUAGGUACCUAUCAUAUUUUUUUUGUCAUCGCGUUUUUGAUAUUAAUAUUAUAACAAUUAGUUAUUACGGGCAUAAUAUAACCCGAUGUUGAUAUUAAUAACAUUAUCGAUCAUAAUCAUGUUGAAACCUAUAUGUCAUCCGAAAAAUGUAACUGGGUACAUUCAGUAAUUCGGAAUAAGCAUUUUUGCCCGAAAACUAAUGUUAAAGAAUGGAUCAUAAAGUACAGUGUACCUAUAUACUCGUACUAUCCAUAAUAUCUAAAUAUAGGUAGGUAACUACCGUAGUAUCCCAGAAACGUUUUACAAUUUACUUGAUUUUCUUCAACAAGGUUCACCGGAUUUUUGACGACAAGAUUGUGUUGAUAUAUAGGUUAAUGAACGAAAUUAAGAGUAUUUUCCAUUUACUGUCAAUAUUAGUGUAUAAUAUGUAUAAACCGGUAUUUUCCAAACUGAGAGCUGCGACCUUUUGAAAUUGUGAUGGAUCACCGUUUACGAUGAUCCGUACGGAUACCUGUGAAGUAGUAACUCUUUUGAUUAUGAUUCGUUUUUUGUAUAACCCAUCAUUCUGUGCCACAAUUAAAAAAAGUUUGAAAACCACUGGUAUACAUUCUAUAAGCGCGUUUUAUUAAAUUAAAAAUUAUUAUUGUUAUUCAUCUGUUCAUCACAAGUGUUUAUCUUCGUCCAACUAGUUAACGAACACCAGUAAACCCUCUUGCCAACUCGUAAUGAACGGUUAAAAAAUGUACUAAAUUGUUUACUAAAAAGUGGUAACUAUAGGUUACAGCAGCCCUUUGGCAAAAGUGUUAUCAGUAAAUAGUUUACUCACGGUUACAUCGCCAAAACACACCUAAACAAUAGAGUUUGCUAAUCGGUCACAGUUGAUCUUCGCAUCAUCAUAAUUCAUUAAUAAUGAAAAUACGUGGUGAUUUUUUUUUUUUUUUUACCGCGUAUUUUUCGUACACAAAGGUACCCAUAAUAUUCGUCGUUAGUGUUUUUCGCGUUUCCGAUGUGACGAACCGAUAAUAUACCUAAUAUACCUGGCUAAUACCAAUUAGGUAUAUAAUCGUCGACCGGACUAUCGGUUUGAUCGGCUUCGAUACACGUACGACAGCAAUCGUAUAUAUGUACGCAAAUUUCCGUACCAUAUACACGCGUUCCGACCGAUGGGCGUAUUUAUUUGACCGGAAUUAGAUUACAAGCCGGUACCUAAAUUACAACGGGAAAAACAAUGUCACGAAUUGGGGCGGUUUUUUUUUUUUUUUAUAUUCGCGGUUAAACGUAAAUAUCGCAUGAAUACCUAUAGAUUAUAUCAGCUAUCGGCGGCGGACGGAGUACAACGUCAUUAAGUGGGUACCAGCUAUGUAUAAUAUUAACGGACAAACGAUGAUAUAAUAAUAAUAAUAAUCGGUCGGGAUCGUUACUCGAAAAAUUACGCAGUUUUUGGCGGUACGGUUCGUUUUUUCAGUGGACAUAAUCUUUCACAUCGGUCAUAAACUCGCGUAACCCAUCAAACCGUCAGUGUAUAAAAACUCCAAGGUCAGAGAGGCCAAUGUACACGAUUCAAAUGUGACCCAUCGUUACAUUAUUCAUAGUUAUACGCCUAAUAUUUGGUUAUUGGUUAUUACUUUUUCCGUGCAAUGUACGAGUUAUAACACUCGAAUAAUUAUUAUUGUUGAAUUUGUUUCGAUAUUGCUCGUGUAUUCUGUACUAUGGUUUACGGUCGUGAAAUGUUAAAAAAUCGAUCGGUGAAUGCUAAAUAGCCGCGAAAAUCGAGCCAACUAUCGGUGUGCCGGUGUGGGUUUUUAUAAUCUUUAUACUUAGUUCUAUCCUAUAUUAUUAUACCGAUAUUAAUCGCAGAUUUAAACGCAGUGGUGCGCGCAGGGCCAUAUUCCUCUCUAAUAGCUUAAAAAUGCAACAACUAUACGUGUCUGUUAAGUAAUUUUAUCUUGAAAUUACCUACGUAUGAACAUUUUAUAGUCAAUUUAAGGUUCUCACACACUGGUGGUGGUGGUGUCAAAGCCGAUGGAGAUGGUGGUUACGGUACUGUGGUACAUUAUAUUAUGUAUUUAAUACUAAGUGCAUGCAUCAUAUCGCCAUGGCGAAACCUGUGGUAGAUCAUGCGAUAAAAUAAAUGUGACGGUAAAUUGUCACAUGACAAAUUUCACUGCUGCGUUGUAGCAAAUUUAAAAAUAUCAAAAUAUAAAUUUCGAUUUUUAGAAAAAUAAAAACUACUGCCACGGCCACAGAGGCGGUGUUCGUGAGACAUUGCUAACCGAAAAUAAUUCAUGA